This is a messenger RNA of Plasmodium relictum, 717 nucleotides long. RefSeq names its product copper transporter, putative. The transcript has 2 exons. Gene Ontology annotation, cellular component: plasma membrane. NCBI's taxonomy places the organism in Eukaryota, Apicomplexa, Aconoidasida, Haemosporida, Plasmodiidae. Gene Ontology annotation, biological process: copper ion transmembrane transport; intracellular copper ion homeostasis. Bases 1 to 717 code for a protein of 238 amino acids. Gene Ontology annotation, molecular function: copper ion transmembrane transporter activity. The record is from RefSeq and is a predicted model, not a curated record.
AUGAAUAAAUAUAUAGCAUUUAUUGUACCUCUUAUAAUUUUAUUACUAAAUAGUAUUAUCAUAAAUGCUUCAUCUAAUAAUAGCAAAGAUAAAUGUACACCUGAUUUAAAAAUAUCAUGUUCUCAUAAAUGUUGUAAAAAAAAAUUAUCAUUUCUUCAAGAAUGUUGGGAAAACUAUAAGAAAUAUAGUGAAAUAAUUAGUAAUCAUUUAAAAAAUGAAAAUAAUAAAAAUCAAAUAUCACAAGAUCACAACAUGGAUUCAAUGGAACAUAGCGAAUCGAUGCCUAUGUCUUUUCAAUUUUCAACACAUACUAUUAUCUUAUUUAAAUCAUGGGAAACUUUAAGCGAUGGAUCAUACUUUAUAUCUUUAAUAAUUUGUUUUAUUUUUGGUUUAAUAUCAGUUAUAUUAAAAGUAUUAAGAUUGUACAUUGAAAGAUCACUACCAAAAACAAAUGAUACAAAUGUAUUUACAAGCGAAGUAUUAUUUAAAAAUAAUACUAUUAGAAUGGUUUUAUCUUUUGUCAUAUAUUCAUGGGAUUAUUUAUUAAUGCUAAUAGUUAUGACAUUUAAUGUGGGAUUAUUUUUCUCAGUUAUUUUUGGUUUAUCUUUUGGAUUUUUCUUAUUCGGUAGUCAUUUUAUUACUUCAAAAAAAUGUGCAACCACUGAUUUAGAUAUUCAUAAACAAUUCUAUGGAGACCCAGCAUGCUGCGGAUGCUAA